This is a messenger RNA of Aspergillus terreus NIH2624, 3009 nucleotides long. RefSeq lists its product as uncharacterized. The transcript has 3 exons. The annotation marks the transcript as partial. Lineage: Eukaryota; Fungi; Ascomycota; Eurotiomycetes; Eurotiales; Aspergillaceae. The record is from RefSeq and is a predicted model, not a curated record.
AUGUCUCCCCUUAACUCUACUUCCACCCGAAAGCGCGGUCGGCCCCCCAAGUAUCAGUCUGCAGAAGAGCGACAGGCCGCGAAGAUAACACGACAACGAAAUCAGCGACAAGCCGCCCAAGCGGCUAAACGCAACACCUUCUUUGAUGAAUACUACUCGGCCGUCUCGAACCUGCCGCUAGUCCUACCCCCUAACCUUCCCGAACAGUUCCCGACCAACGCACACUGUAUCAGCAUCACGGCUGUUGUCGGGAGUGCCAUGAGCAGGGCCCGUGUGGCGCACCACGAGACGCAUUCGGUUCAUACCGGGCUGGGGGAGUAUGUGGACCAGAUUAACAUUGAUGGCGACUUCCCAGAUGUGUUGGGCUCGGCUACGAUCGCGGCCCGCGAGUCCAAUCUCGCCCAGCAAGUCACCAAGGCACGAAAACAACAGAUCUACUGCGGCAUCGAUCCUCACAAGCCCGAUGAAUCCCCAACGCAUCUCUGCGUGGCAGCCGACCAUCGUCCCGAUCCUUCCUUGGGCGUGACUGUUGAUAUCGAUAGCGUGGGUGGGUUUGUCAGUAGUCUGGCGGUAGCUCGUCGGGGGAUCCGAUGGCAUCCUACGCAGAUGGCGGUGUCCGACCUCCAGUCCAGCCUGCAUCUAGAUCCGGUUUCAGUCCAGUAUUUCGACUCAACCGGGCAGGCCCACCAUGUUCGCCGGCCGGUCCAUCAAGUGCCGCACUAUACCUUUGGUCGUCUAAUUAGAUUCGAAGAUAUCUCUCUGUAUCUACUCUUUCCCCGACUGUACCGGGAAGAUCAGCAAUCCAGCCGUCUGCUAGACCAGGAUUUCCAGCAAUGGACGGACGAAAUCCUCCUCCCAAUCAUCAAUCGGUGUUAUUCCGGCGACCUGAUCCAGCACUACCCCUCUAGCUUCGACCAUAGCCGGCUGAACGCGACCGCCCGGGGAGUGGAAAUGCGGUCCCAGCGAGUGGAUCCGAUCCCCCGCGAGCAGUUGCUUUCCUACUUUCUUCCUCCCGAGGCGCUUCCCACAAUCUGGGAACAGAUUCUAGAGGCGACCCACCGCCCCGGAUUCCACCAGUUUCAGGAUCUUAAGAUUCUAAUCGAGGGGAAAAACCUAAAGACCCUGACUAAGGCAGACACAUUGGCCGAUCUCAUGACGGGCUUUCAACAACACUGGCAGAAUGCUGUUAACGAGGACGUUCUUGCCGAGCCGUUCUUCUACGAUCUCGGUAAGGAAACCUGCCCAACCACGGCGAGCGCGCAAGAGAGGCCGCCGCAAUCUUUACUCUGGCGGCGUUGUUGCCUGAACGCGUAUAGCCAGUGGAUCCAUAGCAAGCAGCCAGCGGACGCGCCCCAUGCUCUGCAGCACUUCUACCCAAUCAGUAUGCUAGAAGACACCGGCAGCCUGACGUUAGAGACCCGGCGAACAUCACCGCAGCGGCGGGCCGGUCUCUAUUAUAGUCAAUUCUACGCUAGUGUGAAAGAGGUCUUCGCCGCCGGCAAUACAUAUCCAUUUACCAAUACUGCAACGGAGACCUUGGCGCUGGAUCCCCAGCUUCGCAAGACGUGGCAGACCGUUGGCGGUGGUCUUAGCCAUAAUCCGAUCGCGCUCAACCGGGCCUAUCUCACCACAAAGCAACGGUGCCAUGCUGCGUUACAAGGAUCGGUCCCUAAGGUCUUUGGCCUGCGCGAAGAGCACCGGGUCUCUCACGCUUUAUUUUGUCAGAUUCUGCACGAAUUUCAGACCCGGCAACAGUCUACCACCCGAUUUCUGGGUUCUGGAGAUCGGGUCGAGAGUUACUACGCUUUGCCGACCUUGACGCUUCUUCGCUGGUUCCGAUGGAAUAUCAACAAGUUUUGUGUUGGGUUUGAAAUGGUGUACAGCUUAAAUGACCGGCAUUUUGUGACCUGGGAGCAUACCCGGGUCAUGUUAAUGUUCCUCCGCUGCCUUCCAUUCUCCUACUCCGGCGGCCUUUUGGAGCGGGUCUCCGGCUGUUGGCGCGAUGUCUGGUUUCGCCCGGAUCCCACCCAGCCGGACGGUCUUCGGCGGUGCGAGGGGCUGGGCUUCCAGCGGAAUAUGCAGCAAUUUGGGUACGGCUGGUUCCUGGAGAAGAUAGAUUGGGAGAUGAUGGUGUUCCGACAGCCGGCCACGCAAUACAUCCAAUUCAACAACCCGUCGCUCCAAGCCGCGUACCACGCGCGUUAUUCCCAGGUGCGGGAUGUUCGCACGGACUUCAUUCGCAUCAGCCAGAUCCACCAGUGGAUGACCGAGUUUAGCAGUAUUCCUACCUGCCAAGACUAUCUGCAGAAAUAUCUGCGGCAGCUGUGUUUGCGGGCCUUUCGCAAGGAUGUUUUUACGCAGAUCAAACGGCUUCUAAAGCCGGAAUCCGUAAGCGCAGCGUUAGCGGGAGAGAUCCCGCUCUGCUGGCCGAGUCUCGAAGGCGCGCUGCAGACCCAACACUGUCCGCCCUAUAUUGCGUCGGGGAACCGCAUGGCGGUCAAACAUAUUAAUGUCCUUUUUACAUGGCUAUGGGAGUGGCGCGAUGGCCGAUUCGAACGAAAAGGAUGGGAUCACAAGCCCUACCGACUUCUUUAUCAAAAGAGCUUCGAGGUGAUUACCCUGUUCCAAGGCAAGGACGCCGCUCGUCAGUGGAAACAGGGUCUAAAAGAUUCCUUUAUUCAGAGCCAUUGGAUGCUUCCCUAUCCUCAGAACAAUAGCUUCAUGCGAAAGUCUAAGGAGAGUGGCCAGGUGAUGUGGUGGUCCAGCGUGCAUCGCGGGAUGGAUCUGUACUACCACGAGCUGAAUGUGUUUGACCGCCCCUUUCCGGCGUCCUAUAUCAAGCAUCAUCCGACGACCGGUUGGAGCCCAUCGCAGCCCUCUCUCGCCCAUCUUGACUAUACAAUUGAACCUGAACAGCGCCUUCUGCAUCUAUCAGAUCCCGAGCUCUAUCAGACCCUACGCGACCUACAGAGCCAAUGGACGUCGCCAGAUAGACCGCCCCAACGACCG